Molecule: messenger RNA, 1628 nt
Organism: Hirundo rustica (Barn swallow)
Lineage: Eukaryota; Metazoa; Chordata; Aves; Passeriformes; Hirundinidae
Gene: TSPAN15
Product: tetraspanin 15
Exons: 8
Coding region: 36-923 (295 amino acids)
Cellular component (GO): membrane
Source: RefSeq, a predicted model, not a curated record
AGCCGCGGAGCCGCGGAGCGAGGGAACCGCGGAGGAUGGCGGCGGGCGACCCGGAGCAGGCGCGGUACUGCGGGCGGCUCUCCUACCUGUGCCUCAAGCUCACCCUCAUCACCUACUCCACCACGUUCUGGGUGAUCGGAGCCCUCGUCCUUGCCGUUGGGAUUUAUGCAGAAAUUGAAAGACAGAAGUACAAAACUUUAGAAAGUGCCUUUCUAGCCCCAGCAAUUAUUUUAAUACUUCUGGGCAUUGUAAUGUUCCUGGUAUCCUUUGUGGGUGUACUGGCUUCUCUAAGAGACAAUUUAUGCCUUCUGCAAGCAUUCAUGUACAUCCUUGGUAUCUGCUUGCUGAUUGAGCUGACAGGUGGAGUGGUGGCCCUGAUCUUCAGGAACCAGACAAUCAAAUUUUUGAAUGAUAACAUUAGAAGAGGAAUUGAGAAUUACUAUGAUGAUUUAGACUUCAAGAACAUCAUGGAUUCUGUUCAAAAGCAGUUUAAGUGCUGUGGUGGGGAAGAUUAUAGAGAUUGGUCCCAAAAUGUGUACCACAGCUGUGCAGCUCCAGGACCACUGGCUUGUGGAGUGCCCUACACUUGCUGCAUCAGAAAUAAGACAGACAUUAUCAACACUAUGUGUGGAUACAAAACCAUUGACCAAGAGCGCUUGAGUGUUCAGCAUGUCAUCUACGUCCGAGGGUGCACGAAUGCUGUGCUCAUUUGGUUUUUGGACAACUACAGCAUCAUGGCUGGCGUGCUGCUCGGCAUAUUGCUGCCCCAGUUCCUGGGGGUGCUGCUGUCCUUGCUGUACGUCACACGGGUGGAGGACAUCAUCGCGGAGCACAAGCUGAGCGAGAGCCUCUUCGGAGACGCGCGCCACAGAGCUGCCCCCGAGUUCUCUGGAGCCGGCUGCUGCAUGUGUUACCCGGGCUGACGGCGAGAGCGCGGAGCGCGGCCAAACCGGGCAAACGCGGCAGCUUCGGUCCGUGCCGGCUGCUCCAGGCUCGGGGGGCGAUGGAGCAGCCGGCGGCGGGUGCCACCAGGACGCGGCGGAGGGUCCCGCGCUGCCGGCGGGACCGCCGAAGGGUCGGGCCUGUGGAUCAUGACAUCUCCUUCUGAGUGAUUGCUGGCUGACAACCCGGCCGGAAAAAAAAACUGGAGAAGAUUUCAACGUCGAUUUCUAGGGAGUGUCUUUGCGUCUCGGGGUGUCGUAUUUAAGUGUUUGUCCUUUUCCAGCUUUAUUUUCUUACUCCUUCCGGAGAGAUUUCUUACCGAUCGACCUGGUGAAUAUUAGAAGUGUGCUUAAUAAUGGGGGUUUAUGCUAAUCGUGGCGAAUUUACUGACAAUAAUGGACGUGAUGCUGAUCGCUUUCAUUGCUCAGUCUUCUGUGCCUUUUAAUAAUGGGGCAAAUGCCAAUGUCAAAUCAGUCAGGUAAUGCUUGAUCUAUUUUUUAAAGCAGUUUAUUACUGUCUGGCUUUUGUAUAAACUUACAGGAUGUUUGAGUCUUGGAUGUACUGUAUUUUUCCUCUUUAGUAAAUUAACUAGGUGAUUUAUAACUUCAUAUUUUUUUGGAGUUCUGUAUGUCAACAUGUUUCUAAAAUUUACUGUCAAAAUAAAAACAAUGAGUCGCUUUUCUUAA